Entelurus aequoreus (snake pipefish) is the source of this 2869-nucleotide messenger RNA. RefSeq lists its product as uncharacterized. The coding region runs from base 47 to 2629 and encodes 860 amino acids. Gene Ontology annotation, molecular function: nucleic acid binding. The record is from RefSeq and is a predicted model, not a curated record. Gene Ontology annotation, biological process: DNA integration. The transcript has a single exon. Lineage: Eukaryota; Metazoa; Chordata; Actinopteri; Syngnathiformes; Syngnathidae.
AGUCCCAUUUGCUCUGCGUGAAAAACUGAAAGAUGAACUAGCGCGAAUGGAAAAGUUGGGAGUCAUUAAAAGAAUAGAUGAGCCAACUGAAUGGGUCAGCUCGCUGGUUGUUGUGCAAAAGAAAACAGGUGCCCUAAGAAUAUGCUUGGAUCCAAGAGACCUAAAUAAAGCAAUCAGAAGAGAGCAUUUCAAGUUACCAACCAGGGAAGAGAUCAUGGCACAAUUUGCUGGAGCAAAACGGUUCAGCAAAUUAGAUGCUUCAUCAGGUUUCUGGCAGAUGAAGCUUGGCGAGGAGAGUUCAAGACUGUGCACAUUUAACACCCCGGAGGGCAGGUACAGGUUUCUUCGUCUACCAUACGGCAUCUUGUCAGCGCCUGAAGUAUAUCAUAAGACCAUUCACAUGAUUUUUGAGCACAUACCCGGAGUUGAGACAAUGAUGGAUGAUAUCAUAGUGUGGGGCUCAACCCGAAAAGAACACGACGAAAGACUGAGACAAGUGCUAGACAAGACAAGGGAGGUGAACCUGAAACUUAACAAAGAAAAAUGUGAGUUUGGAGUGAAGUCACUUACCUUUGUGGGAGAUGUUGUGAGUGAAGAGGGCGUGAAGCCAGACCCGAGAAAAACUUCAGCAAUCAACAACAUGGAAAGGCCAACCAACAAAGAUGAGGUCAGACGUUUCCUGGGGAUGGUCACCUAUCUUGCCAAGUUUGUCCCACAACUGUCAACACAGUCAGCACCUCUCAGGAGUCUUCUUGAACAAAAGAAUGAAUGGAUAUGGUCCCACGAGCAAGAACAAUGUUUUCUGAAACUGAAAGAGACUCUUACACAGGAGCCCGUGUUAAAGUUUUAUGACCCCGAGAAGAGCACCAGGAUCUCGGCAGAUGCAUCGCAGUACGGCCUGGGAGCAGUGCUACUGCAGCAACAUGAAGAGCAGUGGCUACCUGUCGCCUAUGCUUCCAGAGCACUGACAAGUGCAGAGACCAGGUAUGCUCAAAUUGAAAAAGAACUGUUAGCAAGUUUGUAUGCAUGUGAGCGUUUCCAUCAAUAUGUAUAUGGACAGAUGUUUCAAGUGGAAACCGAUCAUAAACCGUUGGUGUCUAUCAUGAACAAACCGUUGAAUGAUUGUCCAGUACGAAUACAGCGCAUGCUAAUUCGACUGCAAAAAUAUGACGUGCACAUGAUAUAUACACAAGGAAAAUAUAUGUACACAGCCGACACAUUGUCUAGAGCAGUGGACAAGAGAGAACUUGCAGACAGUGAUAAUAGCACAGAGAUACAGGCAUAUGUAGAUAUGGUAGUGACAUCUUUGCCGGUGACUGCAGACAGAACAGAACAAAUACGGAAAGAGACUAUUGCUGAUGAAACUAUGAAAGAACUCAAGAGCACAGUACAGAAUGGAUGGCCUGACAACAAAAAGGAUUGCCCCUUGAAAAUACAAGACUACUGGAAUUGUAGAGCUGAGCUUACAGUGGUGGAUGACAUAGUGCUAAAAGGGAGCAAAUUUGUUAUUCCGUACUCACUGCGCAAACAGAUGCUCGAAAAGAUACACGAAGGCCACCUCGGUGAAGUCAAGUGUAAAAGGAGGGCUAGAGAAGUAAUGUUCUGGCCAAGGAUCAAUCAGGAUAUUAGCCAAACAACAGCGUCAUGUGGAGUUUGCCGAACUUACAGGCCAAAACAACAAGCGGAGCCACUGAUGACUCAUCCAGUGCCCCACAGACCUUACUACAAAGUAGGAACGGAUCUAUUUGACUUUGAUGGAAGGAGCUACGUGGUAGUCACAGACUACUUUUCAAACUAUCCGGAAAUUGGAGCGUUGCAGUCAACAACGAGCAAAGCAGUUGUCAGUUAUUUAAAGACUGUUUUUGCCAGACAUGGUGUUCCAUGCGAACUGUUUUCCGACAAUGGUCCCCAGUUUUCUAGCUGUGAGUUUGCUGCCUUUGCCAAGGAAUGGGGGUUUCAACACUCCACAUCAAGUCCAACUUAUCCAAAGUCCAACGGCUUGGCAGAAUGCUCUGUAAAAACAGUAAAAAACCUGUUAAAAAAAUCACAGGACAAAGAUGACUUUCAGAAAAGCUUACUGAUCUACCGUAGUGCACCUCUACAAAAUGGACUGUCACCCGCCCAAAUGCUGAUGGGUAGGCGCAUUCGCUCCAACCUACCAGUCAACGAGGAUUUGCUGACACCCAAAGGCGCACACAAAAUCAGACACACUAAGGAAGUACAAAAAGCGAAGCAAAAACAGCUGCAUGAUAGAACGGCAAAACACCUGCCUAUGCUGAGGCCAGGAGACGUCGUGCGUCUCAGAGACAUUUCUACAGGCACCUGGAGACAAAAAGGACAGGUGGAAGAGGAAGUUGCUCCACGUUCGUAUAGGAUCCAGAUGGAAAAUGGACCGACUCUGAGAAGGAACCGCACGGAUCUUCAACUACAGCUGACUGAAGGCAACAUUGCAGCUCAGGAGAAGGCUCAACAGGACUCAGCUGGACCUGCAGAACUUGCUGACACGGAGCCUGACCUUGCUGACCAAGGACUGACAGCAGCGUCCGCGUCACCUGCUGUUGAGAGACUGUCUAACUCUAGACCGAAGAGACAUGUUCAGCCACCAAAGAGGCUGAUUGAGACUUGUUAAGGAUUCUGAGGUCUUGAGAGUUUAAAAAAAAAAAAAAAAAAAGUGUUGACAUAACUGUUUAUGUGUCUUUGUUGAAAGAGAUGUCUAUAAAGAGAAAAUUAUAUGAUUGCAAAUGUGGUUACAAUGCUAAACAAAAAAAAAUAACACUUUGUUGAGUUAAACACUAUUUCUUUAUAGGGGGGAAGAUGUGAUGUUAUGUUCCAGGUAAUAUAAGAACUACACUACCCAGCAUGCAACGGU